Cuscuta epithymum is the source of this 2976-nucleotide messenger RNA. NCBI's taxonomy places the organism in Eukaryota, Viridiplantae, Streptophyta, Magnoliopsida, Solanales, Convolvulaceae. The record is from the annotation of a GenBank genome assembly.
UGCAUGCAAUAUGAAUCUCGGUUAACUUGUUUCCAAAAUACACAAACAAAUACAAGUACUUUUUAUAAGAGUAAACUUAGGUCAAUAGUAUCAAAUUAAAACAUUCUUGCAUAAAGGAAAUUAAUUUAGAAACAAAUGUAUAUAUAUAUACUAAUCACCUAGUCAAAACGUUAAAUGUUUAUAAUACUAAAAUCAUAGUCUUUUUUUUUGAGAGAUCAUAGUCUUAGAUAUAGCGCAUUGGUCUUAUAUAAAUAUUAUCCAACUAAACUUUGUAGCAUGAUAAUAAUAUAUUGAGAUUUCGGCCGGGUCGGGUACUAUCGGGUUCGAGAUUUUAAUUCCGCAACUCUACCCAUUAGGUGCGGGUUCGUACAUAUUUAACCCAUGAAUAUUUUCAAAAAUCAAAUACCCGAUUAAAAGUGAUCAGGUAGGAUUGGGUCGGGCGGGUUAUGCGGGUUCGGAUUAUUCUUGUGCAGUCCUAGUUUCUACACUGUGAUUUUGGUUCCUUGAGGAACUUCAAUGGUUUCUCUUGGGUGACUAUUAUUUAUGCUCUAUGUUUUCUCUUCACCUUGCUGAAUCAUCUCUGAAUCGACGAUCUCCAAGACCUGUUGCAGUUAGCCGACCUUGGUCCGAUGCAUAACUCUCUUGGCCGUUCGAAUCCACAGCUCUACACCGGUGGCGAUACUGGAUGUGGCCGACCAUAAUGCCGGAGAUGAUGUCAUGCCUAUCAGGAUGGAUGUCUUUUUGCUUAUAUGAAAUUGCACAAAACCUUUUGCAGCUAGACGCCAAUUUCAAAUCUGAAAAAAAUAGGAAGUCUAGAAUGGAUCAGCACUCACGUAUCAAAUACGUAUGCCACCUUUUGCACCCGGACGCCAAUGUCAACGGCAUGUGAGCUUUUCCACCUUUUGUAGUAUAAACUUCGUAUAUAAAUAGACAGACACUAAACCUCUGCUUUGUAAAUCGAAACUCGAUCAAUAUAAGCUUGUUAAGCUCCAUUCGUAUUCAUAUUUCAUACUCCGUACUAAUCUUUAAUUAUAGUGAGUGUAUACACGGAUACCCAAAUUAAGAAGAUGAAAGAAGCAUUGGAGCUAGUCUUCAUUCCGAUGAAUACUAUGGGUCACGUCACAUAGUAUCAGCUGUCGAAAUGGCAAAGCGCGUUAUGAACAAGCAAAACGGCUGCGGCGAGAAGGAGAAGGUUAAUGUUAUCAUCACCAUUCUCAUAUUGAAGCAACAGUCGUCUCUCGAUGCUCAAACCAGCAAUUACAUUCAAUCUCAAACAACGGCGGCCGCUGAUGAUGAUUACUCCCACCACCGGAGAUUGAAGUUUGAAACUCUCACACCGCCGUCCCAGGCUGCAGAAAAGGUGCCCAUCGACUCCUUCAUACCACAAGUCAGAGACUGGGUUUCCAAGACCCGUUCCUCGGGCGACCUCAGAAAACUCGUCUUUGUCGUUGACCUUUUGUGUACGGUCAUGAUCGAUGUGGCGAAUGAAUUAGGGAUACCCGCCUAUGUGUUCUUCCCCUCAGGUGCGGCGGCGCUGGGGCUUGUUUUCUUCCUCCAGAACAUCAAAGAUAGCAAUCUAAAUGACCCCUUCUUAAAUAUCCCUACUUAUGCAAACCCGUUUCCUGCACAGUGUCUGCCGCCUUCUGUUCUGAAUAAGAACUCCUUGGAGACUUUCCUCGGCAUCUCCGAACGGGUCAGAGGGGCGAAAGGGGUCCUGGUCAACACGUUUCCUGAGCUCGAAUCACGCGCGCUCAAGACCCUCAAUGACGAAUCAAGCUGUCCACCCAUCUACCCCAUCGGCCCGAUCCUAAAUCUGCAGCCACCGGAAGGCCCGGAAGCAGAGGAGGAGGAGGAAUCUCGCCGCCAGAUCAUGAAAUGGCUCGAGAGGCAGGAAGACGGCUCGGUUGUGUUCCUCUGCUUCGGAAGCAUGGCUCGUUUCACCGCUGACGAUGAGGAGCAGGUGAAGGAGAUCGCCGCCGGUUUAGAGCGUAGCGGGCAGAGGUUCCUGUGGGCCUUCCGGUCAGGGGGCGAUGAUGACCGGCGGGGAACUCUGCUCCUUCCCGAAGGAUUCUUGGAGAGGACGGGAGCGGCGGGAGUGGGGAUGGUCGUCAAUGGGUGCCAGACCGCCAUACUGGCCCACCGAGCCGUGGGAGGCUUCGUUUCGCACUGCGGGUGGAACUCGGCUCUGGAGAGCCUCUGGUUCGGAAAGCCGGUGGCGACUUGGCCGAUGCAGGCGGCGGAACAAGAGGCCAAUGCCUUCCAAUUAGUGAAGGAGAUAGGCGUGGGAGUAGAGAUUAAGCUGAGUUCCAACAAGGUUUCAGAUGUUGUGGGGCAGAGGAGAUUGGAAUGGGGAUCAAGGAGCUUAUGGAUCCUCUCAAUCCGGUACGGUUCAAGGCCAAGGAGUUGGGUGAAAAGAGCAGACUAGCACUUGCCGAGGGUGGCUCAUCCUCCACAUCCCUAGCCCGGUUUGUUGAAGAUGCCAUCACUGCCAAUUAAAGGAAUAAAGGGCUAGAUUUGCCACACUUUGGGUCGUGUUUUUGUGUACUAAAUAACAGUAAUUAUAACGGAGUAUCAUGUUUUGAUUAUAUCAAAAUUUAUGCGUGAUAAUAUUUUUUCAAAUUUGACAGGCUUGUUUUGGAAUUGUGUACUUCUAUUUUGGUAAUUUUCCUAGAUUAAUACUCCAGUUCAUCGGUUUUAAGACUUCAUCCAAAAGACCAAAAGUACACUUGGCAAAAAAACAUUACCGUAAAGAUGUGUCGUGCAUAACUUUCGAGAUGUACUAUUUACUGGAAUAUUCUUUAGUAAGAAAAAAUGUUCUGACUAUAGGAUUAAAUUUGUAAGUGGGUAAAGUUACUAGAUUAAAAGCGAGUACAGAAAAAAGUUGUUGGACUAGAUCUACCAUUUUCCUUUAAAAGAAUAAUACGGAGUAUAUUUUCUCAAUCUCAGCUUUCUUUCUACCAAAAGUUUUGAAUAAUA